Messenger RNA from Mizuhopecten yessoensis (Yesso scallop), 6993 nucleotides. Its product is annotated as integrin alpha-9-like. NCBI's taxonomy places the organism in Eukaryota, Metazoa, Mollusca, Bivalvia, Pectinida, Pectinidae. The transcript has 22 exons. Gene Ontology annotation, molecular function: integrin binding. Gene Ontology annotation, biological process: cell-matrix adhesion; integrin-mediated signaling pathway; cell-cell adhesion. Gene Ontology annotation, cellular component: external side of plasma membrane; integrin complex. The record is from RefSeq and is a predicted model, not a curated record. Bases 238 to 3447 code for a protein of 1069 amino acids.
AGUAUUAAGGUUACAGUGCGCGCAUUCUCCAGCUUCCCCUCUCACAUCCGCUAGGUUACAAUUGAAGCCUGUAUGUCAGUUGUGUGAAGUUAAUAUCACGGAUACAAAAUUUACAAAUAGUUUGUCAGUUAAGGAGUGUUCUCAAGUAUGGAUAUAUCUGAACGUUAAAAAGAAAUACCGAGUACGUUGCCUGUUUCUGCGGCGGAUUGCGUGUUACAAAGAAAGUUGGGGUUCGUCAUGGCGACCCCGCCUUGUGUGUUUCUACUACUGACUGUAUUUGUAAGAGGAGUGUUGGGAUUCAACUUAGACACGGAAAACUUUGUGAUUGUUAACGGACCUCAAAAGGGAAUACAAUUUGGAUUUUCCUCUGGGAUGUUUCACGUAGAAAACAAGCCGUGGAUACUUGUUGGUGCCCCGAAAUCUAACAGUUCUCUCUACCCGGAUAUUCCGACAACCGGUGGACUCUUUAGAUGUCAGCUGGAUUUCCAAGGUGGUCGCCAAGCUGCAUGUACAUCGGAGGUUCCAGCUGUCGAACCCGAAAAUUUGAAUCCUGGGAUAGUCACAUAUGAGCAACAAACCCAACUUCUCGGUUCUAACAUCCUGAUCAACGACAAUAACGUCAUGAUUUGUGCGUCCAAACACAAGAUGACUUCUAGCGAGGCAACAAAAAGAAUUCUGUACGGGUUGGGACGCUGUAAUGUUGGUGAUUUAGACAAUCUUGACGGACCGAUGAGCCGUUCAAUGUACAGGAAGCGACCUCUGGUGGACAGUACGUCGACAUAUGUAUAUGGCAUGGGGUUGCUUGGAUUCUCCACCGCAAGUUUGAAGGCCACCUUCAGUACCGGGGGUGCUGACACCAAGGAAUUCGUACCUGUCUUCAACACUGUUAUGGGGGCCCCAGGAUUCUACGACGGCAAAGGUGGAUUUGUUCUCACAGACAUCAACGGUCUAGACCAGUCGCUAGAUUAUUUGGUUUCAAAAGAUAGAGAUCUGCGUAACUCAUUUCAAAAGUCAUCAUAUCUAGGUUAUUCCGUAGGAUCUGGAAAAUUUGGAAUCGCCACUUUCGGAACUGUUGUUGCCGGUGCUCCUCGCUACAGCAACCCUGAAGGGCAUGUUGGAAUUGUAGUACUACUCAGAAUUGUGCAAGAUGGCUUUGAAAUGCAAACAACAAGAUCCGGUAAACAGCCUGGAUGUGGUUUUGGUGCUGCUCUCAUUGUGCUUGACAUAAACGGGGACGGUAUGGAUGACCUAUUGGUAGGGUCACCUUUCUACACUGAACAAGCCACUGACCAGGGUCUAGUGCAGGUCUACUACGGCACCUCCGAUAGAGUAAACAUUCUGCGGGACGGAGACAACCUGAUGGGAACGGGGACCAUACAUGGACGAUUUGGGAUGGCAAUGGCAGAUAUUGGAGAUGUCAACGCUGACGGUUUCACUGAUGUUGCAAUCGGAGCACCAUAUGAAGAUGACCAGAGAGGAUGUAUCUACAUUUAUAACGGAAAUCAUCAGAACAUGAAGUCUGUGUUCUCUCAACGUAUUACUGCUAAAUCGCUGGAUCCGGAACUCAGAGCGUUUGGAUUCCAUAUAUCGUCCCCUCUUGACGUCGAUUUCAACACAUACAACGAUAUAUCGGUGGGAGCGUAUAUGUCAGACCAAGCAGUAAUACUGCGAGGACGUCCAAUUGUCAAGCUUGAUCGAUCUGUGGCCUUGUACCCUGUGUUGGUGCCCUUGAACCCUGCUGGCCAGGCUUGCCACCGGGUGGACGACCCAUUUCCAUGUCUUACCUACAAAAUUUGCUUCAAUUUCACUGGCAGAGGACUUGACCGUAUAGAUCUUGAUAUCGGACUGCGUGUUGACAAUUCGAGGAAGAAUAAAGGAAAGUCUAGUCGUAUGGACCUGUACAUUGAAGGGGAAAUGAAGGGAGACGAUUUUAUCACUAAAUAUCAAAUCCAGAAAAAUAUCACCAGUUGUAAAACUAUUGUAGCGCGUGUAAAAGCUCUUGAUCGGGAGUUUUUCGCCGCUAUAGAACAACCCGUGGAGUUCGAUCUCAACUACACUUUGAGUAGUGAACCUCUACCUGGACAGGUGCUGCCAAUACUCGACAACCUGAACAGCCCAGCUAUCUCAGUCAGCGCAGACUUUAAUACUGGAUGUGGGCGACAGCGAUGUCGUUCUAACCUACAAAUAGAUGUCACCUACGACACGACCGAAAUCAUUGUUGGUAAAGUACAGGACAUUACUAUCAGUGUGAACAUCAAAAACCUCGGGGAGCCGGCUUUUGUCACUCGAGUUGCGACACGGUCGAGCACAAACGUUGGCUUCCGUAGUGAUCAAAUAGAAGCGGGCCAAAUGAUUUGCAAACAAAAUGGAACUGGAAUGAUUGAUGAUGUCACUUGUGACUUCACGACCCCGUUCUUCCAGACCAUGGCUGGUCAGUUUGACCUCACAUACUCUUCAUUGUUGCCUAGCGACGGAAACUUAGCCGACAUUGAUCCCAGAGUCAGUUUCAAUUUGACAGCUACUACCGAAAGUGAGGAGACAGACCCCACAGACAACGUUCACAUGAUUGAAAUACCCGUCACGUUCAAACCUGACAUCAUUAUAUAUGGAAGCUCUAACCCUGAACAAGCCACUAUUUCUCCUGACUCAAAUAAACUGAUCUCCAUAGAGAAAACGUUUAGUAUAUACAACAGGGGUCCUAGUCCUCUGCCCGAGACCAGAGUUACUAUAGAAUUUCCCAGGAAGAACUUACAAGGUUCCGUGUUGGUAGAGGCACAGAACCAUAAGGUGUCCCACACAUCGAGUAACGUCCGGUGCGAAAUCAUCAGUAGUAGUGCGAAGUUGGACCAGCAACAGUCAACGAUAUCACCCGGUGCCCCCCAAAAGAUUGAAGCAUCUGACGACAUCCUAUCUCAACGCCAGUCGAUUCAGAAUAUGACAUGUGCUAACUACGAUUGUGUUCAUAUGGAGUGUCUGCUAACAGGCCUGGGUGUAGCUUCAACAGAGACUGUUGCCGUGGCUAUCAACAUCACAGAGGCAUCUCUCACCUUCGACAAGAAAGCGGAACGACUGAACUACGUCACUACAGCGGAGGUCCACAAGCCCCAACAUCCUCAACUUGAAGUGUAUUGGCCAACAAAACCAGUAAAAGCAGAGAUCCGUGUCGACAUUUACCCAGCUUCAGAGAGAAAGGUGACGGAGGACAUUGAAAUCUGGAUCCUCAUAGUAGGAUGCCUUGGAGGUCUUCUUUUGUUUGUGGCACUAGGACUGUUGCUGUGGAAGUGCGGGUUCUUUAAGAGGAAGAAGCGAGAGGAAGUACAAGCAUGGAAACGCAAGAGUGGCUACAAUGCCAGGCGCUCUCAGAUGGGGUCGGCCAGGAACCGGCACGCGAGCUCCAGCGUCAGGUCGAAGUGUGCAGAUCCGGGUGAACUGGCGUUUUUAGACUGAUGAAAGGCACAAUAUUUUAGAGUGAAUCUGAAUGUUUGUGAUUUUUACAACAGAGAAUGUUCAAUUUUACAGGAGAGACAUGAGAGUUGUAUACAGUCAGGUACAUAUGAUGUCAUGAAAUAUAUUUUAUUGAUCCCUGUACCACUGCCAAAAACUGUAAGAACCCAUUUCUGAAAAGAAAACCAUGCCUUGUCGGGCUUUUAUGAGAAAUAAUUAAGAUAUUAAAUUAAAAAAUUAAAAAAAACCAAAACAACCAAACACAUAAUUAAACCUUCAACAGUGCUAGACCGAUAUUCGAACUUAGAACUUCAAACGAUCUCUCGAGCCGAUUGAGUAACCCGGUUACCGGAAGUGUCUUGACUAAAACAUCCAAACGGAAGUUAAGGGGAGGUUACUUUUUAAAGGAAAGACCAGAGUUCAGUGGGACAGGGAUCCGUAACUGGAAUGUAAGGUUAUAUUUUACUAGUUUGUGAGAGGGGUCAAGGUGAACGUUUGUUAAAAUUCUGUUCUUACGCCAUGAAAACUUUGCUCCGUUUUUGUAUUGUUUUUUUGGGGGAAAAUUCAUUGGUAUAUGGACGUACAAAAUAUAUUAUGAACACGAAAGGUCAACAUUUAACUUUGUCAUUUAACAUGAAAUGUUAUUCUUAAAACAGUUAAUACUAUAUAAUUUAUAUGAUUCAUUCAAGUUACUAGGAGACAUUUUAAGAGAAGACUCAGUGGGAUAUAAUAUAAACUGUUUCGCAACCAUCGGACAUGGACAGUAGGGGAAAAAAUUACGGACGUAACAAAGAGUAUGUAGGGGAAAAAAACAGACGAGAUUUGGAAACCCGAAUGCCUCGGACAAUUAUUUCGGUCAUGUUUUCGGUUUGAAGAAUGUCCUAAGGAGGGGUGUAUUGACACCAGUAAACGGUCAUAUUAACUGUGAAAAGGACGUACAUAGUUCAGGUACAUAUGUAUGGUCUCCUUUUGUGAAAAAAAUGGGAAACCCUUCCUGGAUAUUACAAGGAGACAAGGGUCUCGUUCAUGUGUCAACACAAGCCUAUCGCAUCUCCAUUCAUUUUAUCAGUGUAUACUUUGAAAUUAUGGACCGCUGUCUAAAUAAAUAAGAUAGUUAUAUGUGUAUAUACUUUUUGUAAUGGAUAUAUUAAUGAUAUGUACAAAGGCAAACCUGGCAAUAAAAAGCGUUCGUUUAAUGUAUAACUAAAACAACAGAUGUCGGUAUACAAUGAUGCAUGCUGUCACUUGUUAAUCUAAGUGUACUGCCUGUAUAUACAUGUACUAUGAUGAAAAACGUAGCUAGCUAGAUGCUAUAUUGUAGUGUAAUUUGAAAAAAAAAAAAUUCGACACAUUCCCUUAUAUAAUGUUUCCCCAUUUGUGACCAGAUUUGUCGUUAAGACUUUUUCAUAAUCCAUUGUUAUAGACAUUAAAGAUAUACGUCCAUUGUUUAGGCGUUAAAUACGUACGUUUAUUGUUUGCGUGUUACAUCGGUUCGUACAUUAUAAAGACGUUUCUAUGGUUGGCUUUGUAGAGAAGAUGUCUACGUGGGAGCCUUCAGUAUGUAGAAUUUGAAAGACAUGGCUAGUGUGUGUAUGGUAUGUAAAUAUAUUGGUAACUUUAAAGUGGAGAUGUUAUAUAAAUACUUUCCAUGUGUGGACUUUAUUAUGUAGGCAUAAUAUGGGUACCUUUAUUGUGUAGACGUUCUAUGGGUACCUUUAUUGUGUAGACGUUCUAUAGGUACCUUUAUUGUGUAGACGUUCUAUGGGUAUCUUUAUUGUGUAGACGUUCAAUGGGUACCUUUAUUGUGUAGACGUUCUAUGGGUACCUUUAUUGUGUAGACGUUCUAUGGGUACCUUUAUUGUGUAGACGUUCUAUGAGUACUUUUGUUGUGUAGAGGUUUCUUUGUAUAUCUUUACGGUUCAUUUGUACAUACAUUCACUUUAUCGUCUAGAUCUCUUAUAUUUAAGAUAUAUAUUUUUGCGUUAUCACGUUAAUCUUUUAUAACUUAUGAUUGUGCAGAUUUUGCGCGAACCUGUAAGUCUAGAUACGUCUUUAUACAUAUAUACAAAACACUUUUUUGGGGUUUUCAUGCGAUUUAAAUUUAUCUGAAUUGUGACAUUAUAAAUAAAAUCCACAUACUUAUAACAUCAAACAAUAAUGACGUCAUAAACAAUGUUCAUUUCAUAUGAAUUGCAAAUCAAAAGAUGUGAAAUAUGCUGUGAUUUGUAAGAGGUCUCUUGAAUUAAACAUAUGUCAAACUAGAAUUGAACUUCGUCAUAGACUGGCAAACAUAUUCAAAAUAUAAUUUUCCAAACAAAUGUUACACUGGCCGGUAUGAAAUUUGAAUUAGAGUUUUGUUCGGUAGUAUUUAGUAUGUUUUCUUGUAUUCUUACCAUAAUAUUUGACAUCAUUGAAUGACCGUCUACUGUAUCACAAAAGUCACACUUGACAUCAUCGAAUGACCGUCUUCUAUAUCACAAAAGUCACUCUUGACAUCAUCGAAUGACCGUCUACUGUAUCACAAAAGUCACUCUUGACAUCAUCGAGUGACCGUCUACUGUAUCACAAAAGUCACUCUUGACAUCAUCGAAUGACCGUCUACUGUAUCAAAAAAGUCACUCUUGCCAUCAUCGAACGGCCGUCUACUGUAUCCCAAAAGUCACACUUGACAUCAUCGAAUGACCGUUUACUGUAUCUCAAAAGUAACUCUUGACAUCAUCGAAUGACCGUCUACUGUAUCACAAAAGUCACACUUGACAUCAUCGAGUGAUCGUCUACUGUAUCACAAAAGUCACUCUUGACAUCAUCGAAUGACCGUCUUCUGUAUCACAAAAGUCACUCUUGACAUCAUCGAGUGACCGUCUACUGUAUCACAAAAGUCACUCUUGACAUCAUCGAAUGACCGUCUACUGUAUUACAAAAGUCACUCAUGACAUCAUCUAAUGACCGUCUACUGUAUCACAAAAGUCACUCAUGACAUCAUCGAGUGACCGUCUACUGUAUCACAAAAGUCACUCUUGACAUCAACGAAUGCCAGUCUACUGUAUCACAAAAGUCACUCUUGGUAUCAUCGAAUGACCGUCUGUUUCCGUUAGUUAUACUGAACACUGAAUAUCAUCGAUUAAGGUUUCUGAUACCUGGUUGUAAUUGGAAUAUUGCUGUCAAAGGAAAUGUGUCAUCGUCUUGUUGUACAUGAACGAAUUAAUAAAACAAAUAUCACGCUCAGCUAACCCGCCCUGAUACAGAAAUGGGUCCUAGCAGCGUUGAUGUUUUAGUUAAACUUGAAAUGUUAAAAGUAUUCACACAAACAGAAAGGUGUUGUAUUUCCCUCGGUACCUGUAUUGAGCUGUAAAAACAUUUAUCUAAUCAUUUUGAAAGGAGUGAGUAUCGGACAUUGGGUGUGUAUGUGUAUGAAGGUAUAUGGUACCAUUUUAUUGAAUGUUGCUUUAGUUUGUGUAUUUUUGUGUGUUUUUCCAUUUACAUCUUUCCACUCAUCUGUAAGUCAUACUGUCAUUGGAUUAAAAUAAAAUAUUUUUCUUUACAAACACC